Hylaeus volcanicus is the source of this 4249-nucleotide messenger RNA. RefSeq lists its product as uncharacterized. Lineage: Eukaryota; Metazoa; Arthropoda; Insecta; Hymenoptera; Colletidae. Bases 1583 to 2113 code for a protein of 176 amino acids. The record is from RefSeq and is a predicted model, not a curated record. The transcript is spliced from 6 exons.
GCAUGAAAGAAAGAGCGAUCGAAGGGGAAGGUUUGGGGAGAGGAUGAAACAAGAGGCUCGCUUACACAUGCAGGUCAGCAGGGGGUAGGCCAGCGCAGGACAGGGCUUGGAACGCAGGAGCGCCUAGAGCCAGGGUGCGCAGGGGGAUGCCAAAGAGAGAGACAGAAAGAGAGAGACGACGCCGCGCGUCGGACGGAGGCGAACCGACGACGCCGCCGUGGGUGAAGGAGAGAAGGAGGGAGGAAGACGGCCGUAGCCUGGCGCCUGCGUGUUCAUUCUCGAGAGCUCGCUCUCAUCCGAAAUCCAGGAUACCCAGUCGCGAGCGCGCCGCCGACACAGAGCAUUCGGAGGACGGAGGAUAACGGUCGCUGACCUGGCUGCCACCCGGCGAGAGGCGCAGUCCACCCUCUCUCGCGCUCGCUCCAAUCGCUGGCACCCUUGCUCGCUCCUACCAACGGAGCCACAAGUUUGAAUCCACGAGGAGAACCGGCCGGCCGGUCUGUUUGCCAGGAAGUUCGUUCGUCUCGUCGCGGUGUUCGACUGUCCUCGCCAGGUGCACCUGAGGACUUCCAGCAGCCUCUCAACCUCAGGUGGCCGUGCUUGGAAAGACUUCCUGCCAGGAAGACCAAGGUGCUCCGUCAGGGAGGCUCGUGUCCCGGGCGCCGGGAAGCCAGAGUUCAGGAGUAACCUGCGGGAGUAUUGGGAAGUUUAGGAAGAUCUCUAACCCUUCGCCUCAGGUGAUUUGGAAAGACAUUGGUGGAGAGACUUUGCUCGGGAAGACAAGAUAGAGUAGAGCGAUUGGUUUUGGGGGUUAGGACGCGCCCCAAGAAUUAGUCUUACGGGGAAGGUCCGAUUUGGAAGUUUCACUCGCGAAUCGAAGAAGUUUUUUCUCCAGUCGAAAAGGUUAUAGAGACACAGUGUUCCACGAAGGUGACUUUUUGGGAGACCGGAAGUGAUCGGCAAGGUUUGGUAUCGUGCAUUAACAAGGGUUAGUAACCCCGUGUUCUGAGGCGAGGAGCAACACCGCGGAAGGUCAGUUCGCUCGUAAAGAGGAACGACUGGUCUCAUCGUGCCGAGCGGUCUCCAGGCGGCGGAUUGGACGCUGAUCGGGAAUUACGGAUAAGCGUCGAAGGGGACGAGAAAUCAGCUCCCCUCAGAGUGGGUCGAAAGUUGAACAAAGUUGGGCAAUAGUCCGCAAAGUCCCAGGCUUGUUUUCAACCAAAAACACGGGAAACUGGAGGAGCACUAGCCGCGGGUGAGAAGCGUUGGGAGUGCCGAAGUAGUUCGUAUGCUUCGGUCAGCAUCGAGGAUUCGAGUAAAUCAGGAUCUUUGACAACGUAACCGGGACCUGGGGGACCCAAACUACCUGAAACGUGCGUAAUACACGAACUGCUGGGUGUCGGAGCUGAAACCAAUCCUGAUCGGUGCACGUGUCCACGAUACGAAUACGCUCGAACAGCAUAGAUGCACAGGAAUUUCCAUACUAAUGAUUAAAUCGUCGCCAUCGAGCACAACCAGCAGACAGAAGGGACGAUAGUGCGGCAGAACAUGACCCUCGCCGAAACGACCUGUUGUUGACGUUAUGGGGUGGAUCUUCCUUGCUAGUAUUUUACUCCUCUCCUUAUGCGCGGCGGGAUUGCCGUUGCCACAGGGCGGUGGCGGGGCGGGGGGCCAUGGACAGCCGCAGGCUGGCUCGCCGAGCACCCCAGGCCCCGGCGGUGGCAUAGCUGGCAGUGGUGCAAGCAGCACCCUCGGCGCUGCUGGCGGCGGUGCCUCUGGCUCUGGCAUCGGCGCCGCCGGUACAGUUGGUGUCGGUCUCGGUGUUACUGGAGGAACUACCGGCGGUGGAGCCGGUGGCGGUGCCGCCGGUGGUGGCACAGGUCGGUCCGCUGGACCGGCUCGUCGGGGCCGAGGGUGGCGCGACUGGCGCCGCGGCGACCCCACCCUUAUCAAAGGACUUUGGAAGUCGAAGGGACCUCUAGAUUCUUUAGGAAACGCGGAGGUGUAUAUCUUCCUAGCGCUGCUGAUCGGUUUCAUCACCGUGGUGGUGGGCUGCUGGCUGUCGGACAACUGCUGGUCACCUGAGCCCGAAGGAGUGGUCACACUCGCAUAGCCUAGUGCAGACUUCCGUUCGUCCAGGCGAUAACAACUACCGCGCCGGCCCUCCUACAGGAGCUUUCAGGACAUCGGCCAGUCGGAACGGCAGAACGUCGCUGGGAAUCAGCGGCCGUUGCUCGAUAUUAACGACAACCACACGCUACUACCGAUAUGACGCGAGAAUCUUGUCGCGUGAACCCCACUUACGCGAUGGACUCCACCUGUUACGUAUUACCAACGUUCGCACGGUACCGUACAACAUCGCCGGAGCUGAAAGCCCAAACGUUCAUCGAAAUAUCGACAUAUCCGACGCUGGAGCACGAUUCGCGAUGCUCGCGACGCACUGCGACUCGUCGAGGUGGAUCUGUUGACCGAGGAAGGAUCCAGGAGUGGAAUUAGCGAGAUUGGAGACGGUACAGUCGGAGGAACAAACAUGGCGACUUGGUUAAGUCAGUUACCAGCGGUGAAGCGAUUACUUUGUAGGGGAUGAACCGCUAAAUAGGUUUCCCAUGAGAGUACGGAUGCCUACUGUUGACGUCUGCUCACUUUGGGAGGCUGAGACCACCGCUUCGAGAUGGAUAGGAAUUUUUGGAACUCAGCCAAGGUUUAAGGCUCAGUAAUGUCUAGAAUGGUACCGUGUAUUGGCUCCAGUUUCUCUGAGUCGCUAUUUCUGUUCCAUCGAAUGUGCUCGAAGUCAGUUCACAGCCAGAAACGCAUGACUCCCACUGGUGCUCAAGGGUAUCACGCUCAAAGUUGUUUUUCCUAAGGAAAAUCUUCAAAAGACUCCCUCAAAGUUUUGAGGAAGGCUGAGGAAUAGUUUGGGAUUCCCCAGAGUAUCCACUGAAACUAGUACACCACGAUCUCCUACUGCAUUAUGAGAGUUCUAGGUUCAAGAACACCCAUGCCAAGGUGUCCAUGCUCAUUAAAGACCAGCGAAUGCCUCUAUAACCCAAAUUAUUUUUGACUCGCACGGAAAGCUAUCUACGAAGAUGAAUUUUUAUGGAAAGAAGCUUUCCCAAUGUAAGAAAUUCUAUUGUAAAGGACGUAAUGGCCAUAUUGUUCUUUUGACGUCCCGACGCACGAUGGUGACGACAUCGGGUUUUGAAAGAGUAGCUCAGCAAGUUAAAUAAGAUCCCGACCUCGGUUCGACGUUGAUUCUUGUCAUGCUUCCACAGAGUCGAUGAUCGAUUAACCGAUAAAUAUUUCAUGGGGGGAGCGGGACUGAAGCCUCAGGGGCUGGGUUUCGUGCAUUUAGGCAUUAUACAGGCCCGUUAGAUUCUUCUCGGAGCCAACGGUCCUUUCACGGGAGUGCCACGAUUAUAGGGAUCCUACUCACGGAAGCGUAUCCAACGACUAUGUCGUGCUAUCGUUCAAACUAAGAGUGGUCGUGUUCGUUGAGCCAAACAAUAGCCAGGGAUAUCUCUAGCGGUUGGUCACCUUCCUUUCUCCACCGAGACCUACAUUUGUUGUUGAUGGCUUCCCUGAGUAAUCCUUGCUGCUGUUCUGGGUUCAGUUAACCCAGAAACGUAUCCCUCGUUCCAUGGUGGUAAUUGUUUGGAAGGCUAUCGCACAACCCUAGGAGUGAUAUAGGUCUAGGCGAUAGUCUAAUCGUCUGGUCUCAACUCCGCUACUCGUUACGUCGAGCUCAAGCUACCACUUCAGGACUCGUAGCUCAGAUUUAACUCUUCAUGCUUCAUCCAACUGGAGCGAAAGAACGAUAAGAUACGUAUUAUUAAGGUUCUUAAUCGCAACGAAGUCAAAAUGAUCUCGUGACGGUCCGAAGGGUUAACUUGCUGAGUUAUUUAUGGGUGCAUUACGCCAUGGUCAUCUAGGGUUGUAGAGGGUUAUGAUAUUUCGCGUUGAACGUGAUCCCUUGAAUGCUAGUUAGCAUUAAACACGAGUAGGGCUGAUAUCGCGAUGCUACGAUUGGCCGACGCGAUCUGUGAUCGCUCGUACGAAUCUGCGCGCGUAUCGACGAGACACUGGGAUAUGGCGCGCGCGGGAAAUUUGAAAGUCUAUAUCAGGUAACUUCGUCGAUGGUUUUCGACAUCGACUAAGUUUACACGGCUUGAUUUACACCGAUUAUAUCAUCGAUGUUGUAACUCUUGCUGGUAAGUGUCGUGUAAAUAUUACGGGACGUAACUCGAUAUGG